Molecule: messenger RNA, 709 nt
Organism: Perognathus longimembris pacificus (Pacific pocket mouse)
Lineage: Eukaryota; Metazoa; Chordata; Mammalia; Rodentia; Heteromyidae
Product: dehydrodolichyl diphosphate synthase complex subunit NUS1-like
Exons: 2
Coding region: 1-612 (203 amino acids)
Cellular component (GO): endoplasmic reticulum membrane; dehydrodolichyl diphosphate synthase complex
Molecular function (GO): ditrans,polycis-polyprenyl diphosphate synthase [(2E,6E)-farnesyl diphosphate specific] activity
Source: RefSeq, a predicted model, not a curated record
AUGACACACUGUACAAGUGGAGAAAACCUAGAUUUUCCUGGCACAGAAAGUCUAGGUCAGAGUUGUCGAGCAGCCAAUCAGAACCGGUCAUGUACCAGCAGGAGCGGGACCUCCGAGGGAGGAGGAAGAUGGCGGCGGGGGCGAGGAAUUUUCAAAAGAAAUAAUUCCAGAUUGAUGGAUGAAAUUUUAAAACAGCAGCAGGAAUUUCUGGGCCUAGAUUGUUCCCAAUACUCAACAGAGUUCGCAAAUAGUAAUGAAAAAGAUGAUCAAGUUUUAAAUUGCCAUUUGGCUGUGAAGGUGCUGUCCCCAGAAGAUGGAAAAGCAGAUGUUGUGAGAGCUGCUCAAGACUUCUGCCAGUUAGUAGCCAAGCAGCAAAAGAGAUCCACAGAUUUGGAUGUAGAUAUGUUAGACAGUUUACUUAGUUCAAGUGGUUUUCCUGAUCCUGAUUUAGUGUUGAAGUUUGGUCCUGUGGACAGCACAUCAGGCUUUCUUCCCUGGCAAAUCAGAUUGACUGAAAUUGUCUCUUUGCCUUCCCACCUAAACAUCAGCUGUGAGGACUUUUUCUCUGCCCUUUGUCAGUAUGCAGCCUGUGAACAGCGUCUGGGAAAGUAAUGAUCCCCAGUGUGCAAUUUGAUUUCAGGCUUUUGGAGAAAAGGAUUCAAGUGACUCUGAUGUUUACGAAGCACCUAUGAAACCCUGUAUACACCUA